This is a messenger RNA of Musca domestica (house fly), 7083 nucleotides long. It is a transcript of the gene Pi4KIIIalpha, whose product is annotated as phosphatidylinositol 4-kinase alpha. Lineage: Eukaryota; Metazoa; Arthropoda; Insecta; Diptera; Muscidae. The transcript has 11 exons. Gene Ontology annotation, biological process: phosphatidylinositol-mediated signaling; phosphatidylinositol phosphate biosynthetic process. Gene Ontology annotation, molecular function: 1-phosphatidylinositol 4-kinase activity. Gene Ontology annotation, cellular component: cytoplasm; plasma membrane. The record is from RefSeq and is a predicted model, not a curated record. The coding region runs from base 90 to 6428 and encodes 2112 amino acids.
UUGUCAUCGAUUGUUUGCCACCUCUACUGACCAGUGUGAACGAAAAAAGAAAAAAAUCUGCUGCUGGGAUACAAAUAAAUUUUGGAAAAAUGUCUGCUACAAUGGCAGACAAGUUCUCCUAUCAAAAAACAGUGCAAAGUUUAGCACGUAUAUUGGCCCAAAUCAAACCAACGCCGUGGCCAAAGGUUCAGUCCCUGUUUCGUUAUUGCCCCCAAGAAAAUGCAGCAGGUGUCUUCUGUUUGGAUUCCCGUGCCCAAGAUGCCGUCAUCGCCUUGGGUUUGUAUUUCCUGGAGAGUGGUUGCCAACACGAAGAUCGCAUUGUACCCUAUCUCUUGAGACUGGCCAAAUGUUUGCCCAAGGCUGUUUGGGUUGAUGAUGGAAAAUGGAGUAAAACUGACCGCAUACCAUCGGCAGAAAAGUUUAGUUUCUGUCUCAACACCUUGCUGUCAGACAUUGCCUCAAAAUGUCCAGAGCUAAGGGAAGAGAUUAUUGUAAACCAAGUGGAGACAUUGAGUGCUCUGGCUAAUAUUAUAAAGUCCAGCAAAGAGAGUAGCUCAGCCCCGCCCCCUAUUAUACUGUGUAAAGCAACGGUGCCUUUGCUUUUCGGUUUGGCGCGAUCCAUGGGCCGUUAUGCCUCACACGAUCCACCAUUGCUUUGCCGCAUCUAUCCACGUGAACAAAUGCCUGUGGUAAAACCCAACCCCCGAGAUGGCGGCAGUCACAGCUCCAAUGAACGUUUGCAUUUUGCCCACUUUCGUCCCAUUAUACCACGCUCCAUGUCGGGGAGCCUCAGUCAAGAAUCGUAUGAAAUUAAAAUGCGGCACAUGUCCAUGGCCACCCACAUGAAUAAACAAAAACCCCAAUUACAUACAUACUUCUCGGUCCCCUAUGACCCACGCACCCAUUUCUUUACUCGAUAUGGCUCCAGCUUCAAUCAAUUCCCCAAUAUGCGUGUAACAGAGACACCCACUAAACAUCAAAAGUCCCUAACUAUGCCACCAUUUCCCAUACAACAUUUGCAGACCAUAUUUGCCGUGGCCAAAAAACUACUCACCAAAGAAACUUUGGAGCACUUGGACGAGCAAGCAAGCGAUAUCUUUGCAUUACACCAAAUUAAGGGUUAUUGUUACAAGAGUUUCUCGGAAACUCUGAAUUUAGUUCUGGUCACAUUGCUAAGGGAAAUAUUGCAACAUCAAAUCGAUUUGCCGGCACCAUUUACCAAAGAUGUGCAGGAGUUUGUGAAACGUUUAUUCUUAAAUGGCCAGACAGAGCUCCAGAACAAGCAACAGGACCAGGAGAGGGAAAAGAGGGAGGAGAACGGCAUACCCGUUGUCAAUAAAUACAAGGUGAAUGUCAUGGCCAAUGCGGCAUGUGUCGAUUUACUUGUCUGGGCAAUACGAGAUGAAACCGUUGAUGAGGAGUACAAUGUACCUUCAUUGCAGUAUGCUUUACAUUAUUUAAUGCAAAAAGAGGCCGAUAAGCUUUGUGGCCGCCUUUCACAAAAACUCAACUCCGUACUGUCCCACAAGAUCGUCAUGGACCAUAUGCCGUUGCUAAUGGUCUGCCUGGAAGGUUUGGGCAAAUUGGCUCAAAAGUUCCCCAAUAUUGCCAACACAUCGAUAUCGUAUUUGAGAGACUUCCUUGUUGACCCAAGUCAAAUAUUGGCUAAACUUCAUGCCCAUUCACAGCAAUUGUUGGCCCUGCAGAAAAAGGAAAAAGACGUGACCCCCUUCAAAAUUGUCGUUCAAAACAGUGAGUCCCGUUCUACAGUAGAUAUAUUCGGAGAAGGACAAAAAUAUGCCCCCUUACGAACAGGACAAGCAGCUUUUGAGGCUUUACGGGAUGCAGCCAUUGAAAAUUUGAGUAUUGCCCUUAGGGCAGCCCAGCCCGUAGAUCAGUUCUGUGUGCCAGCCCUGGUGGCGAAUGUAUCCAAUCGUUUGUUUACUGCAGAGAAACAUGAAUCGGAAUCCACUUUGGUUAGCCUGAACAUCAUUGUCAUGCUGGGUCACGUGGCUGUGGCCUUGAAGGACACCUCCAAAACCACACAAAACAUUUUGCAGUUCUUUAUCCAACGUUUCUGCAAAGUGCCUUCCGAACAGAAUGCUUUGAUUGUCGACCAGCUCGGCUGCAUGAUUAUCUCGCAGUGUGAGCCGCAUGUUUUCGAUGAGAUCAUGAAAAUGUUCUCACGCGUUGCCGUACAAUCGGCCUCCUUGGCUUACACCUCGGAUCCCGAACACCGCAAACAAUUCUUUAGCGUUUCCGAUGCUGUGGUCAAUGCUCUGGGCAACAUUGCCGCCAAUAUUCAAGGGGACGACGAGAAAUUAGAAUUGCUGGGCAAAUUGCUUGAACUCUUUGUGCAAAUCGGCCUUGAGGGAGAGCGUUCCUAUGACAAUACGCCUGGGGUGGCAAAAUCCCGUUCGAGUGCCGGCCAUUUGGGUAUGUUGAUACCGGUAAUCGCUGUGCUACUCAAGCGCCUGCCGCCCAUAAAAAAUCCCCGUUUGCGUUUACACAAACUAUUCAAAGAUUUUUGGGUCUAUUGUGUGGUCAUGGGUUUCACAAAUGCUCGUCUCUGGUCACCCGAGUGGUAUAUGGGAGUUCAACAAAUUGCCGCAAAGUCUCCCCUGUUGAUAUCACAGACCACCCACAAGUCGGAUAUGCGUGAGCUGAACUACACCUCGGCAAUUAAGAGCGAAACGAGCAAUCUGAACGAAUUGAGAAGUGAUAUAGUAUUGUUGUUGGAGCAUCCUACAGCAGAGGUGACGGCGGCCAUAAACAAACUCUCCUUUGCCCAGUGCACAUUUUUGUUGAGUGUUUAUUGGCUGGAAACGUUGCGUGUUGAGAACGCCGAGGAGCCAAGUUUGGAGCCAAUUCUAACGUAUCUCUGCGACCCGGCCCUGCAGAAAGACAAGUCAGGGAUAUGGCAAUGUGUCAAGUGCAUUGCUGAUCAAGUUUUUGAAAAAUUCCGUAAUGUCCUGUUUACCCGUGACGAGAUCCGUGAAAAGGUUUUGGAGUCCCAGGCCACUUUACUGUUGGUCUAUUUCAAUCACAUACACAAGCAGAUACAGGUGGUGGCUGAUCAAUAUCUGUCCCAGUUGGUGGAUAAAUUCCCACACUUGCUAUGGAAUCGUCGUGUGCUGUGGUGCAUGUUGGAUAUUCUACAAUUGCUAGCCUUCUCCUUAACCCUGGAUCCAAAUGAGGAGACGCCUACUUUGAGGGUGGUCUCCACACCGUAUACCCUGCAACUAAUGGACUCAUUGCCGGCACGAGAAGGUCGUCUGAAAGAUUUUGCUGAUCGCUGUCAGGGAAUUGUUAAUGAGGCCAUGAAGUGGGCGCCACGUUCAACAAAAUCCCAUUUACAAGAAUAUCCGAAUCAAAUUCCGACCCAGGUCUUGUCGCACCACAGUGGUUUGGCCUUGGCUUUCGACUCUGUCGUCAGCACUAAUAGCUACCAUCCAAAUGCAUUGCCAUCGAACAGCAAACGUCCGGCCUGUGUAAAGUCCGAUACUCCCCGCUUUGUUUCGGUUUUGUGUUUGCGCAGCAAAUACGCUGGUGAAAUAUCGGGUCUGCUGUCGGUUCUGAGCGAUGAAGAAAAGGCUGGUUUGGCCGAUCGCUUGGUCAACGAUGUCUGGGAGGCAUGCAGAGAGAAAAGUGAUGCCAGACACCGGGGAGCCCUGUGGAGGGCAACAGCUUACCUAAUCAUAUGCUCUGACAUAAAUAGGAAGCUGUUGCAUGCUGUGGCCACGUCCCAAGUUGAAUUGUUCACUGAAUCUGCAAUGGAAACUGCUGUCGAAUGCUGGCAAUGGGUGUUGACGGCCCGCCAAGACUUGGAGCUGUGCUUCAUUCAGGAAAUGGUUUCUGCCUGGCAAACAACUUUUGAAAAGAAAAUCGGCUUGUUUGCUGAGGAGGUGGAAAUCACCAGUCCCUUGGCAGCCUACGAGGGCUGUAAACUGGUCUCCAAAUCCAUUCUAGUCACUCCUCAUCUAAUAUGGCUGCAGCUGCUUUCGGAAAUGGUGGACACAGCCAAGUACUGUAAUCGCGAUAAAGUGGAAAUGUUUUGUUUGCUGCUGCACCGAUGUCUUCCCAUUAACAAGAAUAGCAAACAGAAUCGCCAAGUCUCCACGGUGGGUUGCCGUUUCAAACUUCUACAAUGUGGCCUGUCGCUGCUGCAAGGCAACACCGUACCCAAAUCCUUGGCCAGAAAUAUUUUAAGAGAACGCAUCUACAGCAAUGCCCUGGACUAUUUCUGUGGCCCUCCCACGUGUCCCAAUCAAAAUAAGGAACAGCUGUUGGAGGACAUAUUGAUACUGUUGAAGUUCUGGCAAACCAUGCGCAGCGAGAAGAAGCAUUUGGUUACAUCGGAAGUGGGUGACUAUGACAUACCCGCCACCACACCCAAUCAAAUGCUAAGCGUUACCAAAAAUCCCGAAACCGCAUCCCUCAUCAGCACCGGCGAGGCAGGAAGAUCUUCGUCCAUUGCUGGCACUGGUGGUUGGUAUAACUCUAUACCGCAUUCGACAUCCACCCUAUCGAAGCGUUCAAAUCGCUCCAAGCGUUUACCCUACCCCAAGGACUCCUACGACAAGGACUACAUGAAGAAACGUAAUUUGAUAUUGGAAUUGAUGGCGGUCGAAAUUGAGUUCCUCAUAACCUGGUACAAUCCGAACAGUCUGCCCGAUUUGGCCAUUCCGGGCGAAGAACAAAUUACGGAAUGGCGUAAUCGUCCUUACAAGGUAAAUGUUUGGAGAGAUUUUGCCCGUUUGGCAUGGUCUUACAAUCCAGCACUGGCCGUUUUUCUACCUUCGCGCAUCAAAAAUGCCGAAUCUAUCGAGGAAGAAGUUACCCGACUAGUGUGUUUGGAUCCCAUUGCUGUGUGUGACAUUCCAGAGGCUCUCAAAUACUUGGCCACAACCAAGAAUCUACUGCACGAGAGUCCAGAUUUGAUGUAUAUUCUGGUAUGGUCGCCAGUCAAUCCCAUACAAGCCUUGGCCUACUUCUCGCGCCAAUAUCCCUCACAUCCUCUGACAGCCCAAUAUGCUGUCAAGACCCUCAACUCUUAUCCGGCCGAAUCUGUUCUACCUUACAUUCCACAGUUGGUACAGGCCCUUCGACACGAUACCAUGGGCUAUGUUACCGAAUUGAUUAAAUUCAUCUCGAAGCGUUCCCAGAUCGUUGCCCAUCAGCUGAUUUGGAAUAUGCAAACCAAUAUGUACAUGGACGAAGACCAGCAACACAGGGAUCCCUAUUUAUAUGAAGCUCUGGAAGCUUUGAGCCACAAUAUAAUUGCCUCAUUUUCGGGAUCGGCCAAGCGGUUCUAUGAGCGCGAAUUUGAUUUCUUUGGCAAAAUCACAGCAGUGUCGGGAGAAAUUCGUAACUUCCCCAAGGGAAUGGAACGUAAGAAUGCCUGUCUGGCUGCCUUGAGUCGAAUUAAAGUCCAGUCGGGAUGUUAUUUGCCCUCGAAUCCGGAAGCCAUGGUAUUGGACAUUGACUAUAACAGUGGAACACCCAUGCAAAGUGCAGCCAAGGCUCCAUAUUUGGCCAGGUUCCGGGUGUAUCGUUGUGGCAUAACGGAGCUGGAAACCAGAGCCAUGGAGGUGUCUAAUAAUCCGAAUUCCCAAGAGGAUGCCAAAAUGACAUUGGGCGUGGAAUCGUGGCAAGCCGCCAUUUUCAAGGUGGGCGAUGAUGUGCGUCAGGACAUGUUGGCACUACAGGUUAUUACAAUUUUCAAGAAUAUAUUCCAGCAAGUUGGUUUGGAUCUUUUCCUGUUUCCAUAUCGUGUUGUAGCCACCGCACCAGGAUGUGGUGUUAUCGAAUGUGUGCCAAACGCCAAGUCACGUGACCAACUGGGUCGCCAAACAGAUUCCGGCCUGUAUGAAUACUUCCUGCAUCAGUAUGGCGACGAAAGUUCCAAGGAAUUCCAGGCUGCUCGGGCGAACUUUGUCAAAUCCAUGGCGGCCUACUCAUUGAUUGGCUAUCUGCUGCAAAUCAAGGAUCGUCACAAUGGCAAUAUCAUGAUCGACAAGGAUGGUCACAUUAUCCACAUUGAUUUCGGUUUUAUGUUUGAAUCUUCGCCCGGUGGCAACAUUGGCUUUGAGCCCGACAUGAAGCUGACCGACGAAAUGGUUAUGAUAAUGGGUGGCAAAAUGGAGGCACCCGCUUUCAAAUGGUUCUGUGAGUUGUGUGUACAGGCCUUUUUGGCUGUGCGUCCUUAUCAGGACGCCAUUGUUUCUUUGGUAUCGUUAAUGUUGGACACGGGUUUACCCUGCUUUAGAGGUCAAACAAUUAAUUUGCUGAAGCAACGAUUUGUCUCAACCAAAAAUAAUAAAGAGGCAGCUGCCCACAUGCUGGCAGUUAUACGCAAUUCUUAUCAGAACUUCCGAACACGAACCUACGAUAUGAUCCAGUAUUAUCAAAACCAAAUACCCUAUUAAACGCGUCUAAGAGCAUCGGCAAAUAUAUUCUAACUGGAUACUGGUUUUAUUUAAUUUUAGGAGUUUAUGUCCCUCACUACUCCGCCAAAUGCAGAAUGGUUGGUGGUGGUGGUGGUGGUGCUUGAAAUUGGAAUUUUAUGAAAUAAAUACAUACGUAUAUACAUAUUAUGGUAGUAAUAGUUAUGCUUACUAUAAUGUUAUAAUUGUUAUUCUUUAUUUUUGUUUAGAGAAUUUACACCUUGUGUAAUGCUAAAUGGUAACGUUUAAUUUAGGCGGCAUUCAAUUCUGCAAAAGGCAAAGAAAUUGGAAAAUAUUUUGUUUUUUAUUUUCUUUUUUCUAUUUUCCUAUAAACAAAAUUGAAUGUCCUAAAUUAAACAUUGAAACAUUCUAUAACUUAUUGUUAAUGUAUAUUUUUCCUAAUUAUAUUUAAGUUUUUUUUUAUGUAUUCACCAUUUGUUUCUCUUCUGUUUCUUUACAUGGCUUUGUGUAUUUAAUUUUGUAUUACUAUGACACAUUUCCUUUAAAUUUUCUAUGGUCCUGUGCCUAUUUAUGUUACUUUUGUUAUAUGUUGAUGCUUAAUUUCAUAUUCCUAUGAUGACAUUUUAAAUGAAACGAAAUCUUUUAAAUAAAGCUAAUCUUUAAAUUAUUGUGUUAA